GCCAUCCUGGUCAGAACCCGCCGCAAUGCAGUGAGAUAGAUCUCAGUCCUCACCCUCACCCUCGCCCCCCCUUUCUUUUUUGUGAUGCCCAGAUUCCGGCAUCUCUGUGAUGACGCAAGCGUUACGGCAUCAGCCCAAUUCCUGGCUUGUCGCCUAUUCUCAGGUGGUAUGUCACCUGGUGUCACCCUGCGAGGGGUUGGAAUGUCGCCUUGUUUCUUUAUCCUCGCGUUUCUCCCUCGACCUUAUCGCCCGCAUCUGCACGGAUCAGCACAACAUCCAGGCGCUGACACACCAACCACCAUGCCCAAUGGCAUCACCGGGUGUGAAGGCCACAGUGCUACUCCCGCCAAUGAGCCCUAGCCUGUGCCGCUCUCGUCAGCGUCGCCGCCGGACCGGCAUCUGCGGUCGAUGGUCGAAACGGGCACGGCAAGAUGGCAUCCUCAGCAACACGACGCGACCCUUUAUCUCGUCGACAACACUGGCACACCGACAAUACAAUGCACAUCUCUCUCCCUCUCUCUGUAAACGCGCUCUGCUCGCUGCCGACAGCUCGCCUCAUCCCCUUCUUCGCCUCUCCGCUACCGUAGCAUUUAAGCCGUCGCAUAGCGACGUCUGGGUACAUUAGCGUCGCACUACAGGCCACCGGCCCCGUCGGCACUCACCUCCGGGUAAAGCUACUGCGGUAGGAUCCCAUCCCUAUCGGAUAUUGACACCGAUGCGUGUUGUCCGCCCAGGUUAGAGCAGGCCCGGCCAAUCAGUUGCGUCGCGAGCCUCGUGUUGCUAGACAAAGCUUAAUCGUACU
Messenger RNA from Durotheca rogersii, 802 nucleotides. RefSeq lists its product as uncharacterized. Bases 110 to 625 code for a protein of 171 amino acids. NCBI's taxonomy places the organism in Eukaryota, Fungi, Ascomycota, Sordariomycetes, Xylariales, Xylariaceae. The transcript has a single exon. The record is from RefSeq and is a predicted model, not a curated record.